Molecule: messenger RNA, 3311 nt
Organism: Brienomyrus brachyistius
Lineage: Eukaryota; Metazoa; Chordata; Actinopteri; Osteoglossiformes; Mormyridae
Gene: vill
Product: villin-like
Exons: 20
Coding region: 156-2753 (865 amino acids)
Biological process (GO): barbed-end actin filament capping; actin filament severing; actin polymerization or depolymerization
Cellular component (GO): actin cytoskeleton; cytoplasm
Molecular function (GO): actin filament binding; phosphatidylinositol-4,5-bisphosphate binding
Source: RefSeq, a predicted model, not a curated record
AACUGCGUGUGUGUAUAGGUGUGUCCGGCUUGGUGGGAGAGUCAAACACGCCCUGAUCGGAUUGUAAGGGAGCACCAACCCAAACGCAGGGACGCUCUCCGGACAAGCCGCAGGCACCUAUACGCGCAUACUCACCUGCCAAAGAGCUUCGCACAAUGUCUGAAGGGAUUCCCGAAGUCUUCAAAAGUAUCCGCCAGACACCGGGUCUGCAGAUAUGGACUGUGAACAAAAUGCAGAUGGUCCCUGUCCCAGAACAGGCUUAUGGUAACUUUUUUGAGGGUGAUUGCUACGUUAUUCUCUACGUAACUCAGAAAUCCUCUGGAGUCAUGGACAUCCACUACUGGAUCGGGAGCAGCUCCUCGCAGGACGAGCAGGGGGCAGCAGCCAUCUACGUCACGCAGAUGGACGAGUUCCUCGGUGGAAAGCCCAUCCAGCACCGAGAAGUCCAGGGCUGCGAGUCGCCCAAGUUCCUGAGCUACUUUAAGAAUGGCAUCAUCUACAAGAAAGGAGGAGUGGAAUCCGGGUUCCAUCACGUGGAGAGCAACGUCUUCAACAUCCUGAGGCUUAUGCACAUCAAAGGGAUGAAGCAGAUCACGGCUACGGAGGUGGACGUGUCUUGGAACAGUUUUAACAAGGGAGAUAUAUUUCUGCUGGACAUGGGGAAGGUGAUUGUCCAGUGGAAUGGCCCUGAAAGCAACAGGAGAGAGAAACUCAAGGCGAUGCUUCUGGGGCAGGACAUCCGCGACCGGGAGCGGGGUGGGCGGGCCCAGAUCGGGGUUGUGGAGGGCGAUAAGGAGAAUGAGUCUCCGGAGCUGAUGAAGGUCAUGGAAGCAGUUCUGGGGAAGAGGGAAGCUCCACUGAAGGAGGCCAUCCCUGAUGACAAGCCAGAUGUAUAUCAGAUGUCCAACAUCAGGCUAUAUCAAGUCUCGGAUGCCAGUGGUAGUCUGGUGGUUCUAGAGGUUGCCACACAGCCCUUGACGCAAGACCUUCUUAAUUCUUCGGACUGCUUCAUUUUGGACCAGGGUGGCAGCUGUAUCUCAGUGUGGAAGGGGAAGAAUGCGUCACCAGAAGAGAGGCGCUCAGCCCUGUCCAAUGCCGUGGGCUUCAUCAAAGCAAAGAACUACCCCUCAACCACCCAUGUGGAAGUGAUGUGUGAAGGUGGCGAGUCUGCUAUGUUCAAACAGCUAUUCAAGUCCUGGAAGGAGAAGGGCCAAACACGGGGCCUGGGGAGCACCUACACUGUCGGAAAGAUCGCUAAGGUGGACCAGAAGAAGUUUGACGUGAUGGAGCUUCACGCUCGUCCCGAGUUGGCCGCUCAGGAGCGCAUGGUGGAUGACGCCACGGGAGAGGUGCAGGUGUGGCGCAUUGAGAACCUGGAGCUCCGGGAGGUUCCCCGUAACACGUAUGGUCAGUUCUAUGGAGGGGACUGUUACCUGGUGCUGUACACCUACAUGAAGUCCAACCGGGCCCAGUAUCUCCUUUAUAUGUGGCUGGGCCGUCAUGCCACCCAGGAUGAGAUCACCGCGUGCGCUUAUCAGGCCGUCAACGUGGACAAUAAGUACAACGGAGCACCUGUCCAGGUCAGGGUGACCAUGGGCAAAGAACCACGCCACUUCCUGGCAAUUUUCAAAGGAAAACUCAUCGUCUACGAGGGUGGCACCGGGCGUCCAGGUGUGGUGAACCCCGACCCGGGUGCCAGGCUUUUCCAGGUACGAGGAGAACAUGAGUGGAACACCAAGGCCAUAGAGGUACCGACGCGUGCCUCCUCCCUCAAUAGCAAUGACGUCUUCCUGCUCAAGACCGACAAGGUCUGCUACCUGUGGUACGGCAAGGGCUGCAGUGGGGAUGAGAGGGAGAUGGGCAAGUCGCUGGCUGACAUCAUCUCUAAGCAGGACAAACAGAUUGUAAUGGAGGGACAGGAGCCUGCUGAUUUCUGGGUGUGUUUGGGAGGGAAGGCUCCCUAUGCCAGUGAUAAGAGAUUCCAGCAGGAGAAAGUCGCCCAUACGCCGAGGCUGUUCGAGUGCUCCAACCAGACGGGCCGCUUCCUGAUGACCGAGAUAGGCGAUUUUGCCCAGGAGGACCUGGAUGAGGAUGACGUCAUGCUGCUGGACACCUGGGAUGAGAUCUUUCUGUGGAUUGGCAGGUCGGCAAACGACUAUGAGAUCAAGGAAUCGGCCACCAGCGCGGUGGAGUAUCUGAGCACCCACCCGGCCGGCCGAGAUCCCGGCACGCCCGUAAUCACGGUGAAGCAGGGCUCCGAGCCCCCCACCUUCACCGGCUGGUUCAAUGCCUGGGACCCCCACAAGUGGAGUCACGGCGCCCAUUCAUAUGAGGAAAUGAAGAAUAAACUGGGCGAUGGGGCAUCCAUCUCCAAUAUAACUGUUAAUCUGAACAACACGAGCCUCAACCAGAAGAACGGGGGCCCUCAAAAACCAUACAGCGCUCCGGGCGGCCCAGUCAGCUCCCCGCCGGCUUACAAAGCCACACUAAAAAGUCCCCAACCUUCCAGCCAAAGCACCCCACCUCCCAGUACAGGCCCCAGUAUCUCAGCCAGCAAGGAAACUGGCAUCUCCCCCCAGCUGUUAGUCAACAAAGACACAGGGGAGCUGCCCACGGGCGUGGAUCCCAGCAAGAAGGAGGAGUACCUGUCUGAUGCGGAUUUCGAGAGCUUAUUUGGUACGACCAGGACAGAUUUCAGCCGCCUGCCGAAGUGGAGGCAAAAUCACCUGAAGAAGGAGGCGGGGCUCUUCUGAAGUGGGAGGAGCUCCAGGCGACAGCGAAUGCUACGCUACUGUUAAAUUAGCAUUCACACAUUGCGGAUCCUGGAGACCAAGGGCUCAACAAAGAACUUCCUACAUAAACUAGCUGAUCUUUAAAUUCAUAACACUCUGUUAAGUGCUGCCGAACCCUUCAGGUCUCCAGGGGUAAGGUAUUAAUGCUCAUGUUACCGGUUAGUGGAAUUUUUUAUCAAUUAGCCUAAUGUCUACUCUAAACUGUAAUACUGAAUUCUUACAGAAAUAAUGUGCCUGAAACAUAUAUAAUUACAGCCAAGCAUCUUAUAAACCUUUUUUUUGUAACUUCCUGUAUAUAUGCAUUCUGCCUUAUACUUAGCCUUUGCUGUCUUUCUUUAGCAGAUAAAUGUCACAUAAUCUGAACAUUAAAAUCACUGCCACCUGUGUAAUUUUAAAUGGUCCUGUGUACUGACGUGUGUGGGAGAUACCUGGGAUCAUACACUGGCGUUGGCUGGUUGCUGAACUCUUUCUAGUGUCAUUAGGCCUAAUAAACAUGUCAAACCAAGCGUUCCUAAAUAA